AUGGCAUCUCCAACAAAAGUACACAUGAGGUCUCCAUUGAAGGAGACCGAUGCUAAUAUGAAACAAUUAAUUCAACCUAUAAAGAAACGUCUAAUAGAACAAAUUGACCUUGAUGAUAUAGAUGAAAAAAAUAAUAAUGAUAAUGACAAGAAUAACAACAACAAAAAGGAAGAAGAUAACAAGGAUGAUGAAAAAUACUACAAUAAUACUCCAGAUAAAUGCCGACAAACGACCGACUAUUUAGUAAAAAGACCCAAAAUUGAACGUGCCAGAUCCAUCGAAGGCGCUGUACUUGUUAGCAAGAAAGCUGUAUUGAAAACUAUUGAGCCAAAAGUAACGCAGAAGGAUUUAUUAGAAUGGCAAAAUAAUUGGAGGAAAAUAAUGAAAUAUGAUUCUAAGAUUUAUUUUGACAUUACUGAAGAUCCUGAGACAACAGUUCCUCAGAAAAGAAUUUUAGAUAAGAAACAAGAAUUAUUGAAGAGAGGUUUCCUUUCAUUGGGUGCUAAGAUUACAUCAUUUUUUGAUAAUAGUGUCACCAUUGUUAUCACCAGAAGAGAUACCACUAGUUUAGUAUAUUUAAAUUCAAAUGAUGUAUUGAGACGCGCAAAAAGGCACUACAUGAAAUUAUGGAUGUAUGAAAAAGCUGCACGUUUCUUGGGGAAUUUAGAUGUCGACCUUGAAGAAAUUGCAAAUACUUACAAUUCGAGUAUAGCAACAACUACAUUAUCUAAUUUAUUACAGAAUGAAAAACUUUAUGGUCCAAAUGACAGAGAUCCUAGAACUAAAAGGGAUGACACACAUUAUUUCAAAUAUCCUCAUGUUUAUUUGUAUGAUCUAUGGCAAACAUGGUCUCCAGUAAUUACAUUAGAAUGGAAAUACUCAGCUGUACAAAAGAAGGAUGAAUUACCAUAUCCAACAUUAAAAGGUGGUUCAUUUGGUAGAUGUCCCUUUGUUGGUGAUAGAAACUGUAAUGAAAGUGGAUAUAAACGUGUUGUUAAACGUUACGCUCGUGACAAACUAAAUAAAAAUUACGCUAUUAAAUUGCGUAAACUUUAUCAAUUGCAAGCAACACCAUAUCCAGUGGCGGAUGAAGAAGUAAUCUUUCUUCCCCAUGAUGAUAAUGAUUCUAAAUCAGUAUAUAAUAAAUGGCAAACGUUCAAAAAGACUUCAGAGAAACAUCCUGAAGCAUCAUAUGAUGAAGACUUCGAUAAUUCAAACAAUAGUUUUUCAGGAGAUCCAAGAAGGGGCAAAUCGGAUGGGCAAACCAGGAAAAUUGCAGAAGAUGGUGUAUUCAAGACCGAACCAAAGGAUAAAUUAGUAUUUGAUUCUUCUAAAAAUAUGAUUAAUGUAUUGGAUGCAGCUAAUAAUAAAUAUUCUGAAACCACACAUUUUCCAAACAAACCAGGCGUGUAUAAGGAACCUCCUACGCCAAAAUUAAAAAGACCGGUUUUAGCAUCAUUUACAAGACAAGACACCGAAGAUUAUUUUCCAGAUGAUCUAUGUAACUCGAAGAGACAGUCACACAUUAACUACGAAAUAAAAGCUAGUGGUGCCCAUCAAUCAAAUGAUGUUGCCACAUCUUUUGGUAACGGUUUGGGUCCAACAAAGGCUAGUGUUAUGAGCAAAAAUAUUAAAACUCUAAGCAGAUUUGUUGUUGACAGAAAACUAACCAUACCAAGCACAAGGAAGUUAGGAGCUGGAAAACUAGUGGAUUCGCAACAGUUGAACCAAAACAAUGUCGACAAAAAUAUCAAUGACAAAAACGCUGUGAUGUCUAUUGCUACGAGUUAUAGUAACGGUGCUAGUAUUAAAAAUAACGCUACCACUUUACGAAGUGUAAACAGUGGUCACGCAACUGCCAAUCCACAGCCUCCUAAAGCACCAGUUUCACAACCAAAGGUGAUACCUAAAGAUUCUGGUUAUUGUGAAAAUUGUAGAGUUAAGUAUGAUUCUUUAGAGAGUCAUCUUCAAUCAGAAAAACACAUUUCAUUUGCAGAUAACUCUAUGAAUUUCGAGGCUAUCGAUACGUUGAUUGGCAAAUUAAAGUUUCAAUUCUAA
Maudiozyma saulgeensis is the source of this 2058-nucleotide messenger RNA. NCBI's taxonomy places the organism in Eukaryota, Fungi, Ascomycota, Saccharomycetes, Saccharomycetales, Saccharomycetaceae. The record is from the annotation of a GenBank genome assembly.